Molecule: messenger RNA, 3628 nt
Organism: Arachis duranensis
Lineage: Eukaryota; Viridiplantae; Streptophyta; Magnoliopsida; Fabales; Fabaceae
Product: disease resistance protein RPV1-like
Exons: 5
Coding region: 193-3519 (1108 amino acids)
Biological process (GO): signal transduction; defense response
Molecular function (GO): ADP binding
Source: RefSeq, a predicted model, not a curated record
GCAUAAAUGAAAAAAUAAAAAUAUAAGAAAAGAAGAGGAAGGAGUAUAGUUUGGCGUCUUCCCCGUGUGCGAAUAUAUAGAACAACUUCAAUUCGGUUGUUGCAACACUAUUUUCAGAGUCCAAUCAAGCUUCUAUCGUCCACUACAAACCCAUCAUCAAAAGGGUAUAAGACGAUUCCGGAAUUCAAUCCUAUGGCACAUGCAUCUUUUUUCCGAGUAUCACAGAAGGCCUAUGUUGUAUUUGUUUGUCUCUUGCUUAUUCUGAAAUCGAAGGGUGUGGCUUCUUCUUCCAAAAAUGCCCUUAAGAUAAAGUAUGAUGUCUUUGUUAGCUUCAGAGGCCCAGACAUCCGCCGAGGUUUUCUUAGUCAUUUGGUUGACGCACUUUCUAGAAAGAAAAUUAACGGCUUUGUGGAUGAUAAAAUUGAGGUAGGAGAUGAAAUACCAAAAUCACUCAUUAGAGCAAUCGAGGCAUCAUUAAUUUCACUAGUUAUAUUUUCACCAAACUAUUCUUCUUCACACUGGUGUUUGGAGGAACUUGCAAAAAUAGUUGAGUGCAGAGAAAAAGAAGGCCAGUUUGUGCUACCAGUUUUUCUUGACGUAGAUCCCUCAGAUGUGCGUCAUCAAAGAGGAUCCUAUGGAGACGCAUUUGUUAAACAUGAGAAGAAACAUGACUUGAUCAAGGUUCAACGUUGGAGAACUGCUUUGCAAAGAGCUGCUAAUUUAUCUGGAUUACAUUCAACAAAAUACAGGAAUGACUAUGGGCUCCUUGAAGCAAUCACCAAACAUCUGAUAGAGAGAUUGAAUCAUGAGCAGAAAUAUAUCUCAAGAGGGCUUAUUGGAAUUGGCAAAUCAAUUGCACUCUUAGAGUCAGAAUUGAACCCCGAGUUAGGAGACGUGCGUGCUUUGGGAAUUUGGGGAAUGGGGGGCUUGGGUAAGACAACUCUUGCAUGGGAAGUGUUUAACAGCGUACGCUCACAGUACCAAGGUUCUUGUUUUCUGAGAAAUGUAAAGGAAAGUUCAGCCAGGGAAGGAAUAUUUUCUUUGAAGAGCAAACUUUAUUCUGAACUCAUACGUGAACCAGGCUUAAAAAUUGAUAGCUCAAAUGGAUUGCCCCCUUUUCUUGAGAAAAGACUUGGUCGAAUGAAGGUUAUAAUUGUUCUAGAUGAUGUCGAUGGUUUUCGGCAACUGAAAAUACUAUUUGGAACAAGGGAACAAUUUGGACCAGGUAGUAGAAUCAUUGUAACAUCCAGAGAUAAGCAAGUGCUCCAUACAGAAGUUGAUUUUAUCUACGAAGUUAAGCCAUUACAAGUUGAUGAGGCGCUUCAGCUUUUCAAUUCGAUUGCCUUCAAACAUGAACAUCGUGAUCUUGAGAAGGAAUUUCAUGAGCAAUCAAAAAAGGUGAUCGAGUAUGCCAAAGGUGUUCCAUUAGUCCUUGAAGUUCUGGGCCACCAUGUCCAUGGAAAAGGGAAAGAAAUGUGGGAAAGCCUGUUAGAGAAGCUUAAAAAUAUGCCAGACAAAGAGGUCCAUAAUGUGAUGAAACUCAGUUAUGAUGAUCUUGAUCGGGAUGAGAAAAAGAUAUUCUUGGAUAUUGCUUGUUUUUUCAAAUGGGUGCUAGAGGAUGAUAUAAAACUACUUUUGAAGGAUGAGAUCAAUUCUGUGGCUUUUGUGUUAGAAAGGUUAAAAGACAAAGCCCUCAUAACUGUUUCUGAAAGAACUAUUGUAUCCAUGCAUGACAUUAUUCAAGAAACAGCACUCGAGAUUGUUCGUCAAGAAUCUAUUGAAGACCCUGGAAAACGAAGCCGAUUAUGGGGAUCUAAUGACAUUUAUCAAGUGCUAAAAGGUGAUAAGGGGAGUGAAGCCAUUAGAAGCAUCUCCGCCAAUUUGCCAUUGCUUAAUAAGAAGCUGCAGCUAAGCCCUCAAGUAUUUGCAAAGAUGAGCAACCUACACUUUUUGGAAAUUUUAGCUCCUUACACGUGUCCUUCUUAUUUCCCACAAGAUCAAAUGAGUUUGUAUUUUCCUGAAGGGCUUGAGUCUUUGCCUAAUGAACUAAGGGUUCUUCAUUGGAUACACUACCCUAUGGAAGCCUUGCCAACUCAGUUUUCUGCUGAAAAUCUUCAAAUACUCUCCUUGCCCGUUAACCGAGUGAAAAAACUUUGGCAUCAAGAGCAGAAUCUUGGAAGUUUAAAGGUAGUUAGCCUUGUAUGUUCCACCCAAUUAACAGAGUCACCAGACUUUUCAAAUGCAACAAAUCUUGAAGAGCUUGGUUUCAGAUCGAGUUCAAAGUUAAUUCAUGUACAUCCAUCUGUUUUCACUUUAGAGAAACUCACGGCUUUGUACCUUUCAAACUGCGUUUCCCUUACAAGCCUUACAAGUGAUACUCAUUUAAGGUCCCUUCGCUCUCUCUAUCUCGAUGGCUGCACAGCACUGAAGGAAUUUUCUGUUAUUUCAAUGAAUAUGGUAUACCUGUAUUUAGAUCACACAGGGAUCAAACAACUGCCUGCAUCUAUUGGAAUUCAAAGCAAACUUGAAGUGCUAAGUCUAGCAAACAGUACUAUUGAGUACUUGCCUGAAAGCAUUAAGCACCUCUUGAGGCUGAGACGCUUAAAUUUAAGGGAUUGCAGGGAGCUUCAAACUCUACCGAAGCUUCCCCCUAACAUCGAAUACCUAAAUGUUGAAGGUUGCAUAUCACUGAAGACCGUGUUGUUCCCUGUGACUGUAGCUGAACAAAUGAAGGAAGAAAGGGAAAAGGUUGCAUUCUGGAAUUGUCUGGCAUUGGAUCAACACUCUCUUGAGGCUAUUGGCUUGAAUGCACAAAUCAACAUGAUGAAAUUUGCAUAUCAACAUUUGUCCAGAUUUGAAAGUGACAGUUACCAAGAUUAUGAUGCAGAUUAUGAUGCUCAUGGAGCCACCUAUGUGUAUCCGGGAAGCAGAAUUCCGAAGUGGUUAUUGCACAGAACAAUUGGCGAUCACAUAACCAUUGAUGUCCCAUUUGGUCUGCCUUCCAGUCAGUUAGGCUUCAUUUUUGCUUUCAUUAUUCCGAAAGUUGCAUCUGAAGGUUUGUUUUUAAACUUUAGCCUCAGUGUUGGUGAUGAUGAGGAUGAAGGGAACAGUAUCAAGUUGCGCUUGCCUAGGCCAGGUCAAGAAAUUGCAUCGGACCACGUGUAUCUGAUGUAUUACGUGGCAUGCUCUAACUACCUAAGUAGUAAAGCCAAAUCUCAGGCACAGUUUGAAAUUAAGGUUAGUGUGGCAUCAGAGUACACGCCGUUGCUAUUGAAAGGAUUGGGGGUCAGCCUAAUCAAUGUGGCAGAAUAUCAGAGUUUCGUUCAACAAAUGAAAUGGCUUGACACAACUUCAGAUACCAUUUUUAAUUGGUCAAUAACAAGAGAAAUGGAUUCAUAUAAUUGUGAACCUUCAUAUCAGAAUUGUUCUCUUGAAUUUGGGAAAUUCUAUGGUACGCAGUGCUUAUUUCAACAACAUGUGCACGCGCGCUUGGAGCAGGCCGAGGAAGGGAUAUGUUAGUUUUAUGAAAUAGAUUGCAGUAGUUUGUUGAGUGCAUUAUAGAUUUAAAUUUUGUAGUUAACAGAAGAGAUAGUUUUGAUUAAGGAUAAUUUAAAUGAAUGGUUGAAAA